Messenger RNA from Schistocerca nitens (vagrant locust), 1498 nucleotides. RefSeq names its product CDAN1-interacting nuclease 1. Lineage: Eukaryota; Metazoa; Arthropoda; Insecta; Orthoptera; Acrididae. The transcript is spliced from 8 exons. The record is from RefSeq and is a predicted model, not a curated record. Bases 82 to 933 code for a protein of 283 amino acids.
UCGUAGUUCUGGGCCGGUGAUGGAAGCGUGUUUACAUGGUUCGCUGUUUGUGUUUAUAGUGUAGUAAUAUAGGGCAGGAAAAUGAAACUUGAAGUUUAUAACGAAAUAAUUAGUAUUAUAAGGGAGUAUGAUGGGGCUAAGGUAUGCCCGUGGCGGGAAGUGGAUUCUAUUCUUAAACAACGAUUUCCAGAUGUUUCAGCUGACACAUUGGGUAGCAUUUAUUCCCUUGAAUACCAAAAGAAGAUGAAGAAAAACCAUCAGAAAUUCAGUAAGACUGCAGAAAAAUUAUAUAAAAAGUACCAGAAAGAAGCAGAUUCUGGAGAGAAGCCAGGAAUUCUCCUCCGCCUUGCUGACAGUAUUGAUCUGUCUCCAGCAUUACUUGCACGUAUAAUUUUAGAACAACAUCAAGAACAAGGGUCAGAUGAAGAAGAAGCUUCGAAGAAUACAAUCACAAAACUGAUGAGGGAUACUACAUUAAUAAAAAACAAGGACCUAGCAUAUGAAGUAUAUUUGUGCGUAAUCCAUGAUGACCAGUAUGGACCUGUCACAGACUGCAUUAAACACUCCAUUGGGCAAGAAUAUGAGCUACGUUUGCAAAGAAUGGUAAGAAAUGCUAACAUACCAUUCAAGGAUGAAGAGCAGCUGCGAACAUGUGGUUAUGACAAGACACCAGAUGUUAAGCUGGAGUUGCCUGUGGCGGUAGAUGGCUUUGUAGUAAACUGGAUAGAAAGUAAAGCACUCUUUGGUGAUGAAGCAAACCACAAAACAUAUAUAAAGGAACAGUAUCUUAGUUACUGGAACAGAUUUGGCCCUGGACUUGUCAUUUAUUGGCUUGGCUUUGUUGAUGCACUGGAGUACAUCAGUGAAAAGAGAUUCAUCAUACGUGACACAUUUCCAAACAAUAUUACAUUAAUGGAUCCGAAGAGCAUAUAGCUGCUUGCACUAGAUUUGAAUUAUUUCAACAUAUCAUGCAUCAACAUUCUCUUACGACCAAGUAGACCAAAGAUUGCUUCUCAGUGAAACUUGUUGUACAGUAUGGAGCAUAUGAAGGAAGAGGUUGCAAGAUCUUGAUCUGGUUGCGUCAUCGAGUUUGAACUGGUUAUGCCACUUAAGAUUUUGGCACAGCACAUGAAGAAGCAAACUUUGUAUCCUACAUUUUCCAAGUCAGAGUAACUCACUACAAAAUGAGUCAGUUAUGACAUUUCAUUCUGCCAACUGAAAAUUUUAAACCAUAACAUGGAAAUAAGCAGAUAUUUGUUAAUAUAUUGUUAAUUCCUAAAGAGUUUUAAAAAAUUUCUUUCAUUUGUUUACAUCAUUUUCAGUUUUAUUUUUCAUAGCUCUAACCGUGGACAUUUCUUUCAGUAAUUCAGUUUUAUGUUAGAUCAUUUCUUGUAGUUAUUCUGACAUGGUAUUGGUAGCAGUUGUAAGAAAUUGGUUGAGUAUUGUGAACUUAGUGCCAGUGUCAAAAAAAUAAGUGAUUAAUAAAUACAAGGCCAAA